Messenger RNA from Motacilla alba alba, 3916 nucleotides. RefSeq names its product nicotinamide nucleotide adenylyltransferase 2 (gene NMNAT2). The transcript has 11 exons. Bases 200 to 1126 code for a protein of 308 amino acids. The record is from RefSeq and is a predicted model, not a curated record. Gene Ontology annotation, molecular function: nicotinamide-nucleotide adenylyltransferase activity; nicotinate-nucleotide adenylyltransferase activity. Gene Ontology annotation, biological process: NAD+ biosynthetic process. NCBI's taxonomy places the organism in Eukaryota, Metazoa, Chordata, Aves, Passeriformes, Motacillidae. Gene Ontology annotation, cellular component: Golgi apparatus.
AGAGUGCUCGCACACACGCGUGUGUGGGACCCCGCGGGGGCGCGCCCCGGGCCGUGCUGGCGAGGGGCGGCCCCGGCCCGGCUCCCGCAGCCGCGGCGCCGCCCCCGCUGCCGCCCGGCCCCGCUCCAUCCCUCCGCCCUCCUCCCUCCCGCAGCCGCACCGAGCCUCAGACCGCGGCGGGGCCGGGCAGGGCCGCACCAUGACCGAGACCACCAAGACCCACGUCAUCCUGCUGGCCUGCGGCAGCUUCAACCCCAUCACCAAGGGGCACAUCCAGAUGUUCGAGCGAGCCCGGGAUUACCUGCACAAGACCGGACGCUUCAUUGUCAUUGGCGGCAUCGUCUCGCCCGUGCACGACUCCUAUGGGAAAACGGGGCUGGUCUCCAGCCGGCACCGCUUGACCAUGUGCCAGCUGGCCGUGCAGUCCUCCGACUGGAUCAGGGUGGACCCCUGGGAGUGCUACCAGGACACCUGGCAGACCACCUGCAGCGUGCUGGAGCACCACCGUGACCUGAUGAAGAGAGUGACUGGCUGCAUCCUCUCCAAUGUCAACACACCUUCCAUCACGCCUGUGAUCGGCCAGCCCCAGAACGAGUCCUCGCAGAACAUCUACCAGAACAACAACAACGUCUCCAGCAAGCCCACUGCAGCAAAGAUCUUGGGGAAGGUGGGCGAAAGCCUGAGCCGGAUUUGCUGUGUUCGCCCGCCCAUGGAGCGCUUCACCUUUGUGGAUGAAAAUGCCAACCUGGGGACAGUGAUGAGAUAUGAGGAGAUUGAGCUUCGCAUCUUGCUGCUCUGUGGCAGCGACCUGCUGGAGUCCUUCUGCAUCCCUGGCCUCUGGAAUGAGGCAGAUAUGGAGGUGAUUGUCGGGGAGUUUGGGAUCGUGGUGGUGCCCCGGGACGGAGCAGACCCCGAGCGGAUCAUGAACCACUCCUCCAUACUCCGCAAGUACAAAAACAACAUCCUGGUGGUGAAGGAUGACUCAAACCACCCCAUGUCAGUUGUCAGCUCCACCAAAAGCAGACUGGCCCUGCAGCACGGGGAUGGACAUGUUGUGGAUUACCUCUGCCAGCCUGUCAUUGACUACAUCCUCAAGAGCCAGCUCUACAUCAACGCCUCUGGCUAAGAGCCUGAGACCUUGCAGCGAGACAGCCCUCGUGUCCCGCCUGCCUGCAGCUCUGCAUCACUCUUCUCUCUCUCUCUCAGUCCGUGUCUCCAUCUCUCUCCCCAUCCCAUGGCCUCCUGCCUGUGUCUGCCUCUCACCCCUAGCACCAACACUCUGUUGUGCAGCCGUGUCCAGGGAAUGUUUGGUCUCUUUUUCCGGGGUACUGCCCUGCCCUGUGUGCAUGGGGAGGGAGGAGGGGCUGGUCAGGGAGCGACAUGCUCCGUGUGCUCUCAGCAUGUCCCUGGGAAAUGGUCCCCUCAGUCCAUCUUCCCAGCAUGCUCAGAGCAGGGGCUGACUAUUCUGCAUCAUCUUACACAACCUAAGCUCAAUAAAUCUGGGUGGAUUUUUUUUUUUUAAUUAAGUAACUUGAGUGUGAGCCCUUUGGGCCUCUCAGCCCAGUGACCAACCAAACCCUGGCUGGCAGUGGACAGUUGUAACACAACCAGCUCAGUGUUCCACGGCAGGGGAACCUCCUCAGGCCAGCCAUGAGACAACCCAGCUAACAAAAUCCUCCUCCUGCCCCUGAAAAUCAUGGGGAGGGCAUUUCUAAAAGGCAGCAGAGGCCUUGGUAAGCACUGCUGCUGAAGCAUUAUGGAGAGAAUGUCACAUCUCACCUUCCCCUUGCUUCAAGAAUUGAAGCCACUCCCUAGGAAAGUAAAUUUGAGGUGAUGUUCUACUCUUACCCAGUGUCAGAGGGGGCAUCCCACAGCACCUAGGAAGGGAUCUGCCUUUUAUGGGGCCAAGAGAUUGGGUAGAAAGAAGCAGGUGGUGAGCCAAAGCCUCUGGUGAGAAUUUGCCCCAAACCUGGCCGUGUCCAUCCCCAUCCUCUACCCUCCAGAUCUCCAUUUCUGCUCCAUCUGUCUUCUCCUGCCACUCCUACUCUCUGCCUCUCCUUGAAGAGUUCAUUAAAUGCAUGAUAACCUCCCCCUCCCAAACCAGCCAUGGCUACUUUGCACAUUCCUCGGGACAAGCCAGGCUCCUGUGAUACCCCCCUGGUGCCAGGGAUGGAUCCUAGUGGAGAUGCUCACAGUAAAAGCGGGACAGGUAAUGUGGAGCAGUUGCUGAAGUCUUGUGGAGAGGAGGAUUGCUGGAGCAGGGCUUUGUCCUGCUCAUUAUCCCUCGGGCACAAGGACCCUGAACAGCUCCUGGGGAGGGUCACAGCCAUGAGGAAGGUUUAGCCCUCACCUUCUCCUCCCCCUUGCUCCCUGUGACCUUGUAUCACUUUGGGUACAGUCCUUCUGCCUCUGGCUGAGAGUCCUCCAGGGUCUUUCAAGGAAAGAUGUGAAAAAUCUUUUAUUUUGUCCCUUAAAAGUCCAUAAAUGGUCACGAGUAGCUCUCAGGCAAGCUCCAAAGGUGGGACUUUGUGCUAAACUUGGCGACUUGCUGGGUGCAGCUGGCAUCCCUGGAACAGCAAGCCACUUUGGACAAACAAGGAAACCCACAGCCACGGGGUCCUUGCAGCAGACAGGAUAUUAGGAGCAGUAGUUACAACUUCUCAGGAAGGCACAGCCCUUCCCAGAAAGACAGAAGUGAUGUGACUCACCCAAAGGCCAGAAGACGUCUUUCCUUGUCAGGGAUUUCCCUCUGCAUGGAGAGAUUUGUUUGGGAACUGUUCUAAAUUUGGCACCUGAGUCCCUCAGUGCCAGCUCUGGUAUCUCCAGGUGGUUGAGUAUGUAUCCCAUAGGAUGAGGAGAUCUGAGGAUGCCAAAGCAGAGAGGGUGGUGAGUGUGUGGGGGACUCUGCUCCAGGGAGGCCUCCAGCCAGGUCACCACCAUCACCCCACUGAGCUCCCCUGGCAGUGACGCCUCUGAGUGCCCUGAGACACCCAGUGCAUGCCAGCCACUCACUGGACUGCUCUCCACCUGCUGUUCUCACUUGUUCUGUUUGUCAGCCUGCCUUCCCUCCCCACCCCAACACACAAGGUAUCCCAGACAGCAGCCUCCCCUCCUUUCCAGAUGUCCCCUGUGUUCCUUAGCUCCAAGCCAGAGAAACAGCAGCGGUGGCAACCAGCCUCCAAAACACACAGAGGGACUGAACCUCCUGGGGAGCAACACCUCUGAGGUGGGAGCAAAGGGAGUGGGUUUUCCCCAGGCAAAGACAGAAAAUUAAUCAACGGAGAGUGGGGAAGAAAGAGAGUCAUGUCCAAAAUCAUCUCUGACCCUCCCUCCAGUACACAGAAGGGGACCUGGGAACGCCAUGGCCUCCUGAUCCACAGGGUUGGGAUGGUGAAGCUUAGCUGUGGUGAGGAUGCUGAGUUUGUUCUGUCCUACUGCUCUUAACCUUCGUGUACCCGCUCAGUAAAACUCACAGCAUGGGGGGAGGGAUGGGGGUUUGUAACGGGGCCUUCAGCUCUGGGACCAGUUUGCAAAAAUGUCUUUGGGUGGGCAUGGGAAGAUAAUAAUCAUCUGUGAUGAUCCAUGUGACCGCUGGGGAGGUGAGGAAGGGGGUUUCCAGGGUGCAGGAGAGGUGUGGGAAGAAGCUCGUGGGUUUUGGUCUUUGAACCGCCACUUUUUAACAGUCAAUUUGCUGAAAGUGAAAUGAACUUCAAACAUCUUUUGGGAAAAGAAAAUAAAUAAAGGGGGGGAGGGAAAGGGGUUGAAAUUGCCAUGCCACCAAUUUCACCUUUGUCAAAAGUUUUGGAGCCUUUUUUUUCUUUUUUUUUCUGUUGCUAUAUGAAAAAAACAGUCAUUGACAAAAAAUACUUUAUCAGCAAAAUGUUUAAAUUAUGUAAUAAACAAAACAAAACAGAGA